GUCGACCAUGGUCGUUGCCAUCUAUAGAAUCAACAAUGUCGUCAAUAUCAUCAAAUAUGAUUAUUCCACGGACCCUACAAGAACUCUCGACCUUGUCCACCAGAUGGGAUUAUCACUGCACUUCUGUGACCCCGGAGUUAAGAUUUUGAUAAUGUGGCUUCAGCAAAGCCCAUGGGUUAUCCUUGAGGUAUUUAUAUAGAGUACAUGAUCAGAUGACUAUUUAUUAUCUUUAUUAAUCUCAACAUCAACAAACAGCAUAAUGGGUAUGUG
This is a messenger RNA of Aspergillus campestris IBT 28561, 270 nucleotides long. RefSeq lists its product as uncharacterized. NCBI's taxonomy places the organism in Eukaryota, Fungi, Ascomycota, Eurotiomycetes, Eurotiales, Aspergillaceae. The transcript has a single exon. The coding region runs from base 8 to 199 and encodes 63 amino acids. The record is from RefSeq and is a predicted model, not a curated record.